Messenger RNA from Pseudopipra pipra, 2393 nucleotides. It is a transcript of the gene VWA1, whose product is annotated as von Willebrand factor A domain containing 1. Bases 549 to 2048 code for a protein of 499 amino acids. NCBI's taxonomy places the organism in Eukaryota, Metazoa, Chordata, Aves, Passeriformes, Pipridae. The transcript has 6 exons. The record is from RefSeq and is a predicted model, not a curated record. Gene Ontology annotation, molecular function: protein binding.
CUUUCUACUUUUUUCUUUCCUUUAUAUACGUGUUUCUCCUUCUUCCAGCUCAUUCCAGAGCAGAGAGCUUUGGAUUUCUCUGAGCGUUUCCCUCCUUUUUUUCCCCCCCUGGCAGCUGGCCCGCUGCCAGUGUCUCGCAGGGCCAAAGUUUUUAUCUGCGGGGAUAUAUUUUUCGAACCAGCCCAGCUGCGCUCAGGCUGCAACCGAAUCCCCCGCUCCUGGGGCAAAGCUUAACUCGGGGAGAGGAAGAGCAGCAGGGGUGCCGUGUGUGCCUCUCCUCCAGCUAUUCCUGUCAAGAUGGAUUUAUGACUCUAAAAGGAGUGGGGGGGGGCAGGGGGGGAAGGAAGGGAAAUUGCCUCCAGGAGCCAGAGCUUACACCACAGCCCAGCGAAACACACGGGGAGGAGCAGCCGGGAUCCCAAGGCAUGAGCAGCGUGGAAGUGGCACCCCGGGAUCUGGCGUACUAUGACUGAUCUUAAGCUUUUCAUCUGCCUUCACAGAGCCCAGCUGUUGGAUUUAAGGUAGUUUGCCCAGGACCAGGCUUUGCUAUGUUGGCCAAGGCAGUGCUUUCUCUCGGUCUGUGGCUGCGGUUUGCUGCGGGACAGGACACACCUGAGCGAGGUCCCCGGCCGCCUAUUUCCAACACGGAGGGGGACCUCCUCUUCCUGCUGGACAGCUCUGCCAGCGUCUCCCACUAUGAGUUCUCCAGGGUCAAGGAAUUCAUGUGGGACCUUUUGCAACCUUUCACCUUCGGCCCCAGAGAUGUCCAGACCAGCAUCAUCCACAUCAGCACCACGCCCACCAUGGAGUUCCCGUUUGACCGGCACCCGUCCGGCGGGAGCCUGCGGCAGGCGAUCCGGGACACGCGGCAGCUCAUGGGAGACACCAACACGGGCAAAGCUCUGUCCUUCGCCAAGGAAAAGCUCUUCAGUGGCGAGGCUGGAGCCCGGCCAGACGUGCCCAAGGUGCUGGUUUGGGUGACGGAUGGUUUCUCCACUGAUGACAUCUCGGAGCCCAUGCAGCUGCUGAAGGACAUGGGGGUGACGGUGUUCAUCGUCAGCACGGGCCGGGGCAACUACCUGGAGCUCUCUGCUGCUGCCAGCCAGCCCCCAGACAAACACCUGCACUUUGUGGACGUGGAUGACCUGCCCAUCAUCACCAAGGAGCUGCAGGAUGGGAUCCGAGAUGUUCUCCAAGCCAAUCGGCUCCACGCAGUCGAUGUCACCUCAAGCAGCUUCCGUCUGAUGUGGCCCAAGCUCCUCUCCCAAGAAACUGGCUACUACACCCUGGAAUAUGCCCCAAAAGAUGAUCUAGCAAGGAAGAGGACAAAGCAGGUGUCUGGGGCUCACACCAGCCUCGUGCUGAGCAACCUCGCACCAGAAACCACUUAUGAGGUGGCCCUCAUUCCUGAGUCCAACGUCCACUACUUCCCUCCCCAGACAACCAGGGUUACCACACUGGCAGAGGAAAUAAGCCCAGCUCAGGUUCUCAUCUCAGAGUCUGGGCCACGCAGCUUCCACGUGAGCUGGGCUCCCACGCUGGACAGUGUGAUGGGCUACCAGGUCCUGUAUGGACCCCUCCCAGGGAACUCAGUGAAGGUGCUGGAGGUGGAUGGGAGGCACAACAGCACCGUGGUGGAGAAUCUGGCACCCAACACCACCUACCUGGUGACAGUGACUGCAAUCUACAGGUCGGGGAAGGAGAAGUCCCUGUCAGCCAAGGCGUGCACCCAGGAAGAGGGCUCCAAAGUGAGGCACCUUCGCUUCGAGGACAUGGGCCCCAACACCCUGAAAGCCUCGUGGGACUCUGCUGACGGGCAGGUCCUGGGUUACAAGGUGCGGUGCCGGCGGCAGACGGGCCCGUCCUCGGUGCUCAGCGUGUCCCCGCGGGUGCACAGCGUGCUGCUCACGGACCUGGCCUCGGGCACCACCAACAAGGUCUGUGUGAAGCCCGUGUACAGGAACCAGCCCGGCAGAAGGCUCUGCCGCGUGGUGCACAUGCAGCCAGUUACAGAGGCCCAGGGGUACAGGCACAGACAGAGAGCGUGAUGGACUGGAGUGAACUGAUUCCCAGCAGAACAAGGGAUCCUGCUUGGACAAAGACUUGGACGAAAAGGAGGGGUCAGGGGAAGCUCAGAGAUCAUCUCCCAGCCUGCACUGUCCCCUGAGGUGUCCUGGUGGUUGAGCCCAAAGGUGUCCUCAGCCAAGUUCUCUGAAAGCUUAAAGGUUUGGCUUGGCUGGGUGGAACAACCAAUCUGAGUAAUAGAUCCCAAAUCCGUACCCUCUUUUAUAUAAAUAUGCCCAACAAAUAACAAACAGAAGGCAAAGUGGUGAACCCUCACUCUUGCUUGCUUGCUGCCUGUUCUCUAUUUAUUAAAUGUCAAUACAGUUUUA